Messenger RNA from Cryptomeria japonica (Japanese cedar), 1611 nucleotides. RefSeq names its product E3 ubiquitin-protein ligase CHIP. The coding region runs from base 236 to 1162 and encodes 308 amino acids. Gene Ontology annotation, biological process: cellular response to misfolded protein; proteasome-mediated ubiquitin-dependent protein catabolic process; protein polyubiquitination. Gene Ontology annotation, molecular function: protein-folding chaperone binding; ubiquitin protein ligase activity. Gene Ontology annotation, cellular component: cytoplasm. The record is from RefSeq and is a predicted model, not a curated record. Lineage: Eukaryota; Viridiplantae; Streptophyta; Pinopsida; Cupressales; Cupressaceae. The transcript has 8 exons.
UUGGUUAUUUCUGCACACGGAAAUGAAACUUUGAAUAGCUACUUUAGAUGUUCAAGUUUACCUAAUUAAUAAAUAUACAGUAAUGUUAAUUUCCAGAGGGGGUGUAUAUAUAAAAAAGUUUCGACAUUGAUCUGGUUUCCAUGGCAGCCAAUGUGUAGGCAGGGGUGUUUUGAUUGGAACGCAUUCCAAAGUCAUCCCUGCGAGGAAAUCAAUAAUAACAUAAAUAAUAAUUGUAAUGGCUCCCGGAUUGAAUGUAAAUGUUGCGAAACAGGCGGAAUUAUUGAAGCAAGAAGGCAAUUCUUAUUUCAAGAAGGAGCGCUUAGGCGCGGCUAUUGAGGCUUAUACACAGGCGAUAACUCUGUGCCCAAAUGUACCCGCUUAUUGGACAAAUAGAGCACUUUGUCACAGGAAACGCGAUGAUUGGGAGAAAGUGGAAGCUGAUUGCAGAAAAGCUCUAGAGCUGGACAAUAGUUCUGUUAAGGCUUAUUACAUGUUAGGACUUGCAUUGCUUCAACAUAAGCAUUAUGCGGGGGGAGUUAAGCAACUUCAAAAGGCAUUGGAUCUUGGGAGAGGUGCAAACCCAUCGAGUUAUAUGGUGGAAGAAAUCUGGCAGGAACUUGCAAAAGCAAGAUAUUUAGAAUGGGAGUCUGCUUCAUCCAUUCGUUUGAAAAAGCAGCAAGAGUUAAGGAUGAUUUGUGAAAGGACUUUGCAGCAAGAACAUGAGAGCACCAUUAUACAUAGCAGUCAAUCUAAUGGGAGCAUAAAAAACACGAAUGAUGGUGAUUUAGAAUCAAUUAAUUUGGAAGGAGAAUUCAUAUCUCGUCAAAAUUCAUCAAAUUUAGAUUUAGAGAAAGUUUACAAGGAACAUUGUGAUAUCCUUUCUGAUGUAUUUAACAAAGCAGCAGAGGCAGACAUUCCUACCGAGGUACCUGAGUACCUGUGUUGCAAAAUUACAUUGGACAUCUUUCGUGAUCCAGUUAUCACUCCUAGUGGGGUUACGUAUGAAAGGGCAGUUAUUUUGGAACAUAUCCAAAAGGUUGGGAAAUUUGACCCAAUUACACGGGAGCCACUCCAAGCUUCACAAUUGGUACCAAAUUUUGCUAUUAAAGAAGCUGUUCAAGCCUACUUGGACAAUCAUGGUUGGGCUUACAAAACGACAUGAAACUGGACCUCUCAAGAAAUGGUAUCAGAUGUAAUAAAUUAUGUGAUCUUGGGCCUAUGGUGUCAAGUUCUUCGAAUGCAAUCGGUAUGUUCAGGCUCUAGGUUCACAACUUAACACAACUGUUUUGGUGAUAAGAGAUUGUACAUAAAUGUCCACCUUUUCCUGUGAGUUUUAUUUGAGGGCUUCUUGCUCAAAUAGGAAAUUCUAUGAUCUACAACACUUACAUUGACAACAACUAAGGGAGAUACAUUGAGAACACUUACAUAUUAUUGUUGGUGUUUGGAGAGUUAAGAUUCUUCAUAGAAAGCCAUCCCAGGAUUCUCUCAAUGCAUGUUAGUUCGUUGAGUGUUGGAUGGUUACUAUUUUACAUCUCAUUCUGUGUAUAAUGCCAAGUUUUUGAGCUGUUAAAUUUGUUGAUUUUAGAUCUAUAAGAAACUGACCUCUGUUCA